Adineta ricciae is the source of this 2769-nucleotide messenger RNA. The record is from the annotation of a GenBank genome assembly. Lineage: Eukaryota; Metazoa; Rotifera; Eurotatoria; Adinetida; Adinetidae.
AUGGAAGAUGAAAUUCUUGAAUUGUCCGAUGAUCAAAAAACGAUUCGAUAUCGAUUUAUUAGUCAAAUCGCGAAAGAAAACAAUAAAAUCGCCGGUUAUUUGAGAAAGAUCUUUCAUAUUUCAACAAAUGGUGAUCGAAAAAAACGAAUUGAUGUUUAUCAAAAGAUUCUUGAUGAAUUACCAUUUGGAAGUGUUGAUCGAGAAAAAUUAUUGGAAUAUUAUGCAAAAAUUAUGGAUUUAGAACGUCGUGUUCGAAAAUUCGUCAAUGCAAAGAUUUACAAUGAAAAAAUUGAAAAUCCUCAAAGUACGGCAACUGCUGAUCAAUUCGAUUAUGUUCUCAAACGAAUGUUCGAAGAAAAUGUUGAACCAGAAAUCGUGAAAAAAUUCUACGAUGAAAAUGCUUUUGCUAUUUUUAGUUUAACAAUGCAUCCAACAAAUCCAACAUCAAUGGAAUAUACAAUUAAAGGUGGAAUUCGAUUUGAUAAAUAUUUAGAUGAUCAACAAGAUUAUACAGAACAUUUAAAAAUCAUUCAAGAUUUACCUUUAGCAGGAAAAAAGAAAACAAUUGAAGAUGAAGUAAAUGAAACAAUUGCAAUUCUUGAUAUGAUUUAUGAAACAGCACCAAAAUUAAGAGAACAACUUAUUGAUACAUUGAAAAAUUAUCCAACUUAUGAAAAAGUUCUUGAUGUGAAUAUUCCGAGAAUUCAAGCAUCAAUUUGGCCAGCAGGAGAUGGUGAUGGAAAUGAAAAUGCUGAUAUUAAAGCUCUUAAAAAAGCCAUUCAACAAUUAAAACAAAGAAUUAAAGAAUUAUAUUUAAAUGAUAUUCAACAAUUAUCUUCACAAAAUAAAAAUCAUAUUGAACAAAAAUUAAUUGAGAAUUCUUAUGAAACACCACAACAAUUAAUUGAAGAUUUACAAAAACUUGAAAAUACUGAUGAUUUAAUUUAUAAAGUUCGAACAUUUCAAUUUUAUUAUGCACAAAUUGAUAUUCGACAUAAUGCCAUUGAUAUUAUGCAAACUUUACAACAUUUAUUAAAAGUCAAUCAAUUACAUGAUGAUUUCUUAUCUCUAUCGUUGAAAGAACAAAAAGAUUUGAUUAAUAAAUGGUUAAAUGAUGAGAAAACCAUUGACAAGUUAAAAUCAACGAAUCAAGAUGAAUUAACGAAAAGUAAUAAAACAGCUGGAAGAAUCUUUGGUCGAUUGAAAUUAAUUCCAAAUGAUUUGGAUAUUUUUAAUAAAUUAAUCAUUGCAGAAACGAAAUCGAUUGUCAAUGUUUUAGGUGUUUUUCUUCUUUUAAAAGCCACGGGAAAUUGUGUUGCUGAAAAAGGAACAGUUCUCGAUAUUGUCACAUUAAGUGAAUCAGUCAGUGAUUUAAAUCAAUUACCAAAUUUAAUUUCUGAAUUAAUUGAAGAUCCAAUUUAUCGAAAACAUUUAUCUUUUCGUGGAAAAUUAAUUCCAAUGAUUGCUAAAAGUGAUACAGUAAGAAGAAAUGGUCGUGGUGCUGAAUCAUCUCAAGAAGAAGCAUUAGGAAAAGUUUAUGCAAUGGUUGAAGAAUUUCGUUCAAAAUAUCCUGAAUUAAAAUAUUUAACAAUUAAUGGUUUUAGUGGUGGUGGUGCUGCUUUACAACGUGGUGGUGGUCGAGUCACUGAAGUUCCACAUAAUAAUGGACGUGUUGCACGAUAUUUUCAUGCGAAAACAAUUGGUCCAUCAUUAUUAACAAUUCAAGGUCAUCAAAUGCAAAUUCUUUUUUCUCCAACAUCAAUUUGUUUACAUAUGUUAGAAUCUUUAAUUGCACAAAAUCUUCAUGCUCGUGUUCAAACUGAAUUGAAAUCUGAUGGAACACAUUAUGUUCCACCACGACGUGCACCUGAUGGAUAUGAUCAAAAUCAUCAUAUUAAUAAUUUUCAUCAAGCUUGUCAACAAAUGAGACAAACUUAUACAGAAUUUAUGGGAAAUCUUGAUGAUGAUGAAAAUCCUGAAUCGGGAAAUAAUAGUUUUAACCAAUUAUUUGCAAAUGCACCGUGGGUUUCGGUUAUUUUAGGAAAUCUCAGUUCGCGUCCAUCGAAACGUGGUGCAACUGGAUCGAAUACAGAUGAAAUAACUGUAAGAAGUAUUCGAGGUGAUCAACCAAAAUUAUUAAAUAAUCGAGCAAUUACUGUUGAAAGAAUUUCAGCACAUAGUGGAACACAUUUUUUAACUUAUUUAAGUGUUUUUGAAGGUUUAAAUUCAAUUAAUCGCACAGAAUUACAUGAUAUGUAUAUUUGUGGCAAAUCAGCACGAGAUUUUAUGAGAAAUACAGCUUUAUCAUUACAUAUGACUGAUUUUGAUUUAGCUUGGGAAACAAUGAUUGGAGAAAAAAGACCAAAUAAAGAAGAAUUAAUGAAAUUAGCCAAACAAUUUGAUCGAAAACAAAAUACAAACAAUUCUAAUAAAUCAAUUUUAGCUUGGCUUGAAUUUUAUGCAUUAGAUGUAGCGAAAUUAGUUCAUAAAUGUAUUCUUGGUGAAGAUCCAAAAGAAGAUUUUAAUUUACAAACACCAUUAAAAGCAAGUUUUUCUAAUUUAGCACAACAAUUAGCAAUUCGAGAAGAAUCUGAUGAAUUUGGAAGAUAUGCUGAAGCUCAAAUGACCAAUUUUAUUAAUCAUAAUUUAGAUCAUGUUUUAACAGAAAGAGAAAUGAUUACUUUACAAUCAUGUUAUGCAGCUGCUGAUGUUGUCAAUGCACCAGAAGGUGGUUUAAAUAUUGAAUUAACAAGAAAAAAAAUCAACUAA